AUCCAUCUGAUCUGCCAUACAAUUGCGCUAUCAUCCCGUAACCGACAAUGGCAAACGUACUAUCAAUUAUAGAUGAGUUUCCAGAGCCUUUAGGGUGGGGUUAUGACGAGUUGUGCAGAUAUGUUAGGCAAAGAUGUAGUAUGCCCCAGCUCGUUCUUACGUACCAAGAGGUCAUCGCUUCUGAUACGAUGGGGGAACUUCGUUUUAAUAUUUUAACCUCCCUCGAAACCCGAAGUGUUCGGUUACCUGAGCCGUUCAUUGUGACAAUAAACAAAGGGGGUUUCAAGCUACGUAUCGAAGAGUUCUAUUCCGCUCUUGGCUGGUUGAUUGCUGAUUCGGAAUUGAAGAAUCAAGAUAUCUGGUCGCUUGAAGUUGCGAAAUAUCAUUUCCCGCGUAUCGCUCAACGAUUUGCUCAUCUCUGUCACAUUGCUUACGAGAAUGUCUUCAAAGACCAAAAAGCCCCGCCACCAACAUAUGUCCAGUUGAUAUGGUAUUCGCUCGACGAGCUAGAAAUCGGGGAUCCUGUACUUACGACAACACUGGCCAGUUUGAUUCCCGACAUCGCUAGAGGUUUGCGCCUUACUGAGAGUCAGUGGCAAGCUAUACAGGACCGGUGUGAACAUGUCGCGCCGUUGCUUCGAAUAUAUCUCCAAGGUUCUCUACCAGCAAACGAGGUCUAUUAUGCCAAGGUCGCCGCAGCACCGGACAAGAAUGAUGUUAUGCACUCUUGGUUGGGUGGAUGUGAGAUGUGCAACCCGCAUCGUACUUGGGACCCCUACGAUUGUGAUGGUGAUGACACGACUGACUCUCCGAGCAAUACCUGUCUGCUGGACCAUUCUGAUUGUUCCGAUUCAUCAUGUGCUAUACCCGCCACUGUUCCCCUUCACUUGCAUACCGUUCGUCAGGCCUCGUCUGGAGCACCAAUGUAUUUUGCUGAUCCCUCCCAAAGCAAUCUGCCAUUGGAACACUCCUUGAUGCGGCAAUACUACUGCUCACAUGGGAAUGUGGCGGAUGCACAAUGGGAACCUGAGAGUCAAAUUGAUGGCACAUUUCCAACGGCGGUUCCACAAGUCGACACACAAGCGAUAGAUUCUGCAGCUACGUGGACGUCGGGUAUGACACACUACAGAGAGCGUAUGUAGCCCACUUCUCCUAUACCAUGCAGCAGCUAUCAUUAGUUAUCCGAACACUAGUAGUGUUCACUAGAGCAUGACUAGGUGUAUUCAAUUAAUAUGUAUGAGCCCGAUACUGUAGCGAAUGCGAGAAUUAAACAUGUUGUAUCGGG
This is a messenger RNA of Somion occarium, 1285 nucleotides long. The record is from the annotation of a GenBank genome assembly. NCBI's taxonomy places the organism in Eukaryota, Fungi, Basidiomycota, Agaricomycetes, Polyporales, Cerrenaceae.